Mercenaria mercenaria is the source of this 588-nucleotide messenger RNA. RefSeq lists its product as uncharacterized. Bases 1 to 588 code for a protein of 195 amino acids. The record is from RefSeq and is a predicted model, not a curated record. The transcript has a single exon. NCBI's taxonomy places the organism in Eukaryota, Metazoa, Mollusca, Bivalvia, Venerida, Veneridae.
AUGUUGGCAAGGCACCUUGAAUACAAUAGAGUGAUGUUGGCCAAGCACCUUUCAUACGGUAGAGAGAUGUUGGCACGUCACCUUGAAUACAAUAGAGUGAUGUUGGCCAAGCACCUUGCAUACAGUAGAGUGAUGUUGGCAAGUCACCUUGAAUACAAUAGAGUUAUGUUGGCCAAGCACCUUGUAUACAAUAUUGUGAUGUUGGCCAGACAUCUUGCAUUCAGCAGAGUGAUGUUGGCCAGGCAUCUUGCAUUCAGCAGAGUGAUGUUGGCCAGGCAUCUUGCAUUCAGUAGUGUGAUGUUGGCCAGGCAUCUUGCAUUCAGCAGAGUGAUGUUGGUCAGACAUCUUUCAUUCAGCAGAGUGAUGUUGGCCAGGCACCUUGCAUUCAGUAGAGUGAUGUUGGCCAGACAUCUUGCAUUCAGCAGAGUGAUGUUUGCCAAACAUCUUGCAUUCAGUAGUGUGAUGUUGACCAGGCAUCUUGCAUUCAGUAGAGUGAUGUUGGCCAGGCAUCUUGCAUUCACUAGUGUGAUGUUGGCCAGGCAUCUUGCAUUCAGCAGUGAUGUUGGCCAGGCAUCUUGCAUUCAGUAG